Molecule: messenger RNA, 1449 nt
Organism: Serinus canaria (Common canary)
Lineage: Eukaryota; Metazoa; Chordata; Aves; Passeriformes; Fringillidae
Gene: PAX9
Product: paired box 9
Exons: 5
Coding region: 1-1449 (482 amino acids)
Biological process (GO): anatomical structure development; regulation of transcription by RNA polymerase II
Molecular function (GO): DNA-binding transcription factor activity, RNA polymerase II-specific; RNA polymerase II cis-regulatory region sequence-specific DNA binding
Source: RefSeq, a predicted model, not a curated record
AUGACUAGACGGCUUGUUAUUAGUGUUAUUAGGCGAGUGCGAGGCAGGAUCGCAGCCCAGCGGAUGGCUGGAGCCCGUGACACGUUGUAUAUUAUUCCUGACACCGAUCUCUCGGGGGCAUCCCACUGUUAUAAAGAAGCGUGCGUGGAGUUACCGGGGGGGGGGGAGUCGUCGCUGUCUGUGACAUCUGUCUGUGAUGAGGAGCAGCUCAGACGCCCCCUUCUGUGCCGUCCGCCGUGUCCGACGGCUGUGUUUGUGCAUUUGCUUGCAGAACCUGCCUUCGGGGAAGUGAACCAGCUCGGGGGGGUGUUUGUCAACGGGAGACCCCUGCCCAAUGCCAUCAGGCUGCGGAUUGUGGAACUGGCGCAACUGGGUAUCAGGCCGUGUGACAUCAGCCGGCAGCUCCGCGUUUCCCACGGCUGUGUCAGCAAAAUCCUGGCUCGCUACAACGAGACCGGCUCCAUCCUACCGGGGGCUAUCGGCGGCAGCAAGCCUCGGGUCACCACUCCCACGGUGGUCAAACAUAUCCGGACCUACAAACAAAGGGAUCCGGGCAUCUUCGCCUGGGAGAUCCGGGAUCGCCUGCUGGCCGAUGGCGUGUGUGACAAGUACAACGUGCCGUCGGUCAGCUCCAUCAGCCGCAUCCUCCGGAACAAAAUCGGGAACCUGUCUCAGCAGAGUCACUACGAGUCUUACAAGCAGCACCAGCCGCCCCCACAGCCUGCUCUGUCCUACAACCACAUCUACCCCUACCCCAGCCCCAUCGCUGCCGCAGGAGCCAAGGUGUCCACCCCUCCCGGGGUGCCGGCGAUCCCCAGCACCAUGGCCAUGCCCAGGACGUGGCCGUCCUCUCACUCGGUGACGGACAUCUUGGGGAUCCGGUCCAUCACAGACCAAGCAGUGAAUGACACUUCGCCUUACCCCAGCCCCAAGGUGGAAGAAUGGAGCAGCUUGGGCCGAAACAGCUUCCACCCGCCCACCCAGCAUGCAGUGAACGGGUUGGAGAAGAGCUCCCUUGAGCAGGAGGCCAAGUACAGCCAGGUGAUCUGGAUGGCACCCAAUUCGAACCCCAUUUGUGAGACCUGCCUCUUACUGGCCACCUGCUUCCACGGCCAAAACACAGUGCCCUGUCCACCAACCCACAUGGCUUCAGGGCACUCCACCCGGAUGAAACUAAUAAAGAAAGUCAGAGAGGCAGCCAAUGGCCUCCCAGCCGUCAGCAGUUUCGUGUCCGCGCCGGCCAUGCCCCCCUACGCCACGCCGGCCCAAGUGUCACCUUACAUGACGUACAGCGCCUCUCCGUCCGGCUACAUGGCGAGCCACGGCUGGCAGCACGCCGGGGGCACCCCGCUGUCCCCUCACAGCUGCGACAUCCCCGCCUCGCUGGCCUUCAAGGGCAUGCAGACUGCCAGGGAGGGCAGCCACUCCGUCACGGCCUCCGCUCUCUGA